Messenger RNA from Penaeus indicus, 1400 nucleotides. RefSeq lists its product as uncharacterized. Bases 139 to 1188 code for a protein of 349 amino acids. Gene Ontology annotation, molecular function: signaling receptor activity. The transcript has 6 exons. The record is from RefSeq and is a predicted model, not a curated record. Lineage: Eukaryota; Metazoa; Arthropoda; Malacostraca; Decapoda; Penaeidae.
CAUUCGAGGAAGGCGUCCUUUGUGAUUCAGAGGAUUUCAUAUCGUUAUACUGGGAACUGGACAGCUGACGGGGAUUUACAAGAAGGCUCUCCACUCACCUACCAUCUCCCUGAGCCUGUUUCCCUUGCCGGUGUCAUCAUGGCGGGUCGCGGGAUGACCUACGCCGUCUUCGCCCUCACGCUGCUGUGCGCGAGUCUCGGAGAAGAGACCGAAUGUCCGAGCCUAGAGAACACCCAUGCCGUGACGGGAGUGCUCAGAGCCAUGAACAAACUGCUGACGAUUCUGGCCAAAGAGGUGCGAGAACUUAGAUCCCAAGUGGUAAAGAGCUGCACGGCGAAGAACAGCGGGACCCUGGGUUGUGCAACGGAGGCCGGGCUGGCGGAGAGACCGGGAGGGGACGAAAAACCGCUUCUAAACAUGGAACAUCGCCUACCUGACGGCGAGGAUAAGGCUGCUGAAGGAGACACCGCAGCUGACGGAAAGGGCGACACAGCUGAAGGAGAAACCGCAGCCGCAACAACCACAGCUCAACCAGUGACUGUGGAGGCUACAACCAUCGCCACAACGACAACGACUUCAAAGUCACUGCCACCUGUCCAAAAACCGCUUCUAAACACGGAACAUCGCCUACCUGACGGCGGGGACGAGGCAGCUGAAGGAGACACCGCAGCUGACGGAAAGGGCGACACAGCUGAAGGAGAAACCGCAGCCGCAACAACCACAGCUCAACCAGUGACUGUGGAGGCUACAACCAUCGCCACAACGACAACGACUUCAGAGUCACUGCCACCUGUCCCCACCUGGUGCCCGCCCUCCUUCACCCUCGAGGCCGACGGCUGCUACAUCUUCAUCUACGACGAGCGCAACUGGAGGACGUGGGGCGACGCGCACGCCUUCUGCCAAACCUACGGCGGGGAGCUCGCGUCGCCGUACAGGCUGGCGCCGCUGCAGGCGUACCUCGACGCACAUUUCUCCGAGACCUUCUGGGUGGGAGCUCGCCUGCGGAACCGAAGGAAAUUCUUCUGGUUCAACAAAAGGAGGGUAGACGAGAAGGCCUGGAAGGAGGGCCAGCCGUCGAUACAUCCUAACAUGAAGUGCGUGUACCUGGAUAAGCGUUCGGGCUACCGGGCUACCAAUUUCUUCUGCGGGGAGAAACAUCCUUUCGUCUGUGACUACAGGGAAACUUAGGGAGAUGACGGAGGCAGAGAGGAUGGCGGUGCGAGAAAGGUAGAAAGUUAGAGGUUCUGUUGUAAGAGGCAGAUUCGCUCGUCAUUUGUUUUGUUAAUGUAAUGGGAUUUUUUGUUCUUUUUUAGUCAUUGAAAUCCAAAGUCAGGUAUGUCAAAUUUAUGAUAAUCUGAUAUAAUUUUAAUGGAACUGAAAUAUAAGUUUUUUUUUCUUAA